Messenger RNA from Glycine soja, 902 nucleotides. RefSeq lists its product as uncharacterized. The record is from RefSeq and is a predicted model, not a curated record. The transcript has 7 exons. The coding region runs from base 69 to 764 and encodes 231 amino acids. Lineage: Eukaryota; Viridiplantae; Streptophyta; Magnoliopsida; Fabales; Fabaceae.
AGAGUGGGACCCACUGAAUCGGUUACGUUAUCGGCAAUACAUCAACGUUGCGAUCAUGUUGUGUGGGCAUGGCGUCACUUAUCACCCCUGCGCAUGUUAGCAACAAGAAGCCCUUGCAUCUAUCCAGUUGGAAGGCGAAGCGUGUGAGGUGCGCAGUGUCACCCCCGACAUGGCGCGAAGGGCUGCGCACUGUGUCAUUGUCUCUGGUUAUCUCACACUUGCUUCUCAUUCCUAACCGUACGUGUUUGUUUCACCGUUUCUUCUUUCGCAUGGUGAUGCUGCCCAAGCAAAUCCUUUCGAUAAGUAUGUUAAGAGAAAAAACAUUAGAGGGUGAGGAACCCCAAUUCACCCUCUGCCGGUCUCCAUCUCGUUCUGGGCCUGCAGCAUCACUUCGUGUAAAUAUUAGAGCAGGAGAAGGAGAUGAAGAUGGCAAAACGAAACCACAAACUUCCUUGGUGGUGCAGUACGCAUUUGACAGUGGCAAUGGUAAAACUGCAUUCAAUGAUGUUGAUGAAUGCCUGAGGUCACUGGAAGAACUUGAUUCCUUGCUUCUUCAUGCAUCAAGAAAUGAUCCUGAAGCCUCAGUCAAAUCAAUGAAGACAAAAAUCAAUUCUGCCCUUGGCGCUCUGGACAGCCUCUUACAAACCGUACCUUCAGAUGUGCUGAGUAAAGGAGAGGUUAUAGCUGAUUCAUACAGGGAACCGGAAGACGAGGAAACAGGGAGUUUGGACCCUGAUUUAAAGCAACUAGAAUCAAUACUAUGAAUACCUAACAUACUUGCCGUUUCUGAGUAGCCACGAUAGUUAAGACUUAAGACCAUGGAACCUAUGUUCCAAAGGCAGAACCUUAAAACAAAAAUAACAUUGUGUAUCGAAAUAUAAAAAAAUUGUACGAGUCUAUUA